AUGGCCCUUUCAGGCAGGAAGGAAAGAGGUGCAUUUAUCAAUGAGUUAAAAACAAUUCCAAAACGAGUGUGGACCACAUAUCAAAAGACUUUAAAACGUCGUGUCAAUAACCCGAAAUUCCUGGCACAAGUAUCAUUGACUUUGGUCCUCAUCAAGAUGUCCAACAAUCUGGUAUUACUACCACUAUCGUCUUACCUAAUAUUACUCAUUUCACCUGUUGGUACUACUACUACCACCAUUGUCACACCUCGUCCUCUUUUACCAACGUUAAUUCCUAACGCUAAUUUUCAACCCGCAAAUGAAUGUUUCAAAAGGAUGCCUUUCUUUACUGAAACCCCGAAAUAG
Funneliformis caledonium is the source of this 345-nucleotide messenger RNA. NCBI's taxonomy places the organism in Eukaryota, Fungi, Glomeromycota, Glomeromycetes, Glomerales, Glomeraceae. The record is from the annotation of a GenBank genome assembly.